AUGGCCUCAAUCCAUAAACUUGCGUGGUUACUCUCGCUCCUUGUGUUGUCGAUCACAGCGACUUGUGAACCAUGCAAGUCGUUCAAUUUUCCGAAUAACGUUAACUACGCAACAUGCAAGGACCUGGGCGUUCUUGAUUCAUCACUGCACUGGAACUACCACCAAUCAUCAAGCAGAGUCGACGUGGCAUUCAAGAAGGCCAACGCAACGGAUUCAAGCUGGGUUGCUUGGGCCAUCAACCCAACCUCACAGGGUAUGGUUGGAUCCCAGGCAUUCCUUGCUUUCAGAAAUUCUUCUGACGCUACUCUCAAAGCCUACACCUCUUCUGUCACGAGUUAUGAUACUCUUUUGGAAGAAGGAUCUCUUAGCUUUCCUGUUUAUAGCGUCUCAGCAUCUUAUUCCAAUGGCGAUAUGAUCCUUUUUGCGAGUUUCAAACUCCCGGAGAAUACAACUCUGCUGAAUCAUGUCUGGCAAGAAGGCCCUGUUUCUGACGAUGGAACUCUUGGGAUGCAUUCUUUGUCAGGACCUAACAUUCAAUCCUUUGGGACUAUAGAUUUUGUGUCCGGGAAGGUCUCAGAAACCGCCGGAAAUUCGAAAAUCAAACUCCGAAAGGUUCAUGGAAUAUUGAAUGGCAUAAGCUGGGGAAUACUGAUGCCAAUAGGGGCGAUAUUAGCUCGUUACUUGAAGGCGUUCGAUGGUCGUUUGGGUGCCACGUGGUUUCACGUGCAUCGAGCAUGCCAAUCCAUGGCAUAUAUCAUUGGCAUAAUUGGCUUUGCAACUGGCUCAUACAUGACACGACAUAACCGUCAUCACUCUUCUCACGGAUGCAUUGGAAUCACUCUCAUAUGCCUAGCAUCCCUACAAGUUUGUGUUGCUGUGUUCUUGAGGCCUAAGAAGGAUCACAGACAUAGAAUCUUCUGGAACAUCUUCCACUAUGUAGUCGGUUACUUAACAAUUGGGCUUGGCAUAUGGAACGUCUUCAAAGGUAUUGACAUAAUGGAAGCAAGAGGAUGGAAGAGUGUGUAUUUGGGUGUGAUCAUAUGUUUGGCUCUAAUUGCUAUAGUCUUGGAGGUGAUCACUUGGAUAUUGCUAUGCAUAAACAAGCUUAACACCCACUCUAAGGACCAAGCUGAUGUGGUUGACCAACAGAAUCCAUAG
Arachis stenosperma is the source of this 1158-nucleotide messenger RNA. RefSeq names its product cytochrome b561 and DOMON domain-containing protein At3g59070-like. The transcript is spliced from 2 exons. The record is from RefSeq and is a predicted model, not a curated record. Bases 1 to 1158 code for a protein of 385 amino acids. Lineage: Eukaryota; Viridiplantae; Streptophyta; Magnoliopsida; Fabales; Fabaceae.